AUAGACUUCCAUUUCGGCCUAGAGCGGCCCUUAAAGUGCCGGGGAGAGGAGGGCGGGCGGGGACCACCCCAGAGCAGGCCACCGGCAGUAUCAUGGCCACCCGGAACCCCCCUCCCCAAGAGUGUGAAAGCGAUGACGACUCUUACGAAGUGUUGGAUUUAACUGAGUAUGCGAGAAGACACCACUGGUGGAAUCGAGUGUUUGGCCACAGUUCGGGACCUAUGGUAGAAAAAUACUCAGUAGCUACCCAGAUUGUAAUGGGUGGCGUGACUGGCUGGUGUGCGGGAUUUUUGUUCCAGAAAGUUGGAAAACUUGCGGCAACCGCAGUGGGUGGUGGCUUUCUUCUCCUUCAGAUUGCCAGUCACAGUGGCUAUGUGCAGAUUGACUGGAAGAGAGUCGAAAAAGAUGUAAACAAAGCAAAAAAACAGAUUAAGAAACGAGCAAAUAAAGCAGCACCUGAAAUCAACAAUGUAGUUGAAGAAGCAACAGAAUUUAUCAAACAGAACAUUGUGAUAUCCAGUGGAUUUGUGGGAGGCUUUUUGCUAGGCCUUGCAUCUUAAGGACAUGAAUGUUCUACCAUAGUGGAUUCAAUGUGAGAAGAGAAGUGGUGGCUACAAGGUGAUCUGUCAACAGCACAGACCACUAGAGUCUCCAGGGCAAGGAAGAACAACUGGCUGGACAAUAUUGAACUCACAACUUAGCAUUUUGCCAUCUGAAGCUUGGCAAACUAGUAUUUGCUGUCAACCUAUACGGUAUGCAAACAAUAGUAUUCCUGAGCAAAACACUUUCAUCAUUUUUAAAAAUUUGCAUCUGUUUAGAAGCUAGCCUAUAAAAUAUCACCAUUGGAUGUAGAUAUGGAGAAGAAAUAAAUGUUGGAUUUAUUGCCCAGUGAAAUAUUAUCCUCUUUUUAUUUAAAUAAGGUGUUCUUCAUUAUGCUUUACAGUUUAGUGCCAAUAAAUAAAAAUUGGUAUUAUAGCUUCAAUAGUAGGGCUGACUUGUUUUUUUAAAAGAUACAUUUGCAAUAAACUGAAGAAUUGUAAUGGCCUUCUUUGGAAAGCUUUAGAAAUAAUAGAAUUAUUAAAGAUAUUAUACAGACUCCUUACUAAUGUAAUUCAAUACCAAUUUUUAGGGGUUUUUUUCUUGCUGUUCUUACUUUGCUUAUAUGAUAAUUAUGUUUCAACUAAGGCUCUUCUAAGGAAAUACUACAACAUGUUUAAAGCUCUUUUUACUUUUUCAAUAUCUGUAGUAGUUUUAAAAAUAUCUUUUUGUAUGUCAGCUUCUAAUUUUUUAUUUUUUCGUUUAUUCUGGCAGCCUGGACAAAACUAAUUAUUUUGGGAGUACGUAUGGUUGAGUCAUUCAUUCCUUUUAUUGACCUUGAAUGCAUCUCCUUGUUCAUUUCUAAAAUUCUAAUUAUUUUGGCUCUUUCGCCAAGAAGUGAAAAAUUACUUUAAAAUGCUUAGUAUAGUAUGAAUUUACUGACUGAAGAACAGUGAUUUUCUAUGUAAUUAUGAAGUUGUAGCUUAAAAAGAAUUGUCUCCUUGAUCUAGUCCGAGAUUUAAGUACUAAGACUUUCAGGCUUUUGGGAACAUUAUAUUGAUGGACCACUAGGCCAGUUCACUUGUUUUUAGGACCAACAUCAUACUCCUUAAGAGGCUCCUUUGUCCAAAAAAUUUUUCUGUAUUGUUAGUUUUGUCCGUAGAGUUCUAGGUUGGAAUUGGGGAAAAUGGCAGAAGAACGUGUAUUGGAGUCUUCAGACUGGAAAGACUUUGUAGAUAUUCAGACCAUCUCCUUGUGAACCUACGACAUUUCAUGCUUUCAGGAUUGGUUACAGUCUGUGUGCUUUCAUUAUCGCUAGACUCCUUAAAAUUGAAUGUGGAAUCAAUCUUUAGUUUCUUCCUUUACUCUCAUUAGUGCCUCACAUAUAAUGCUAAAUAAAACUCAGACUUUCUUAAUAUGAA
Messenger RNA from Galeopterus variegatus (Sunda flying lemur), 1958 nucleotides. It is a transcript of the gene FUNDC1, whose product is annotated as FUN14 domain containing 1. Lineage: Eukaryota; Metazoa; Chordata; Mammalia; Dermoptera; Cynocephalidae. Gene Ontology annotation, biological process: autophagy of mitochondrion. Bases 93 to 560 code for a protein of 155 amino acids. The transcript has 5 exons. Gene Ontology annotation, cellular component: mitochondrial outer membrane. The record is from RefSeq and is a predicted model, not a curated record.